Molecule: messenger RNA, 246 nt
Organism: Symbiodinium sp. CCMP2456
Lineage: Eukaryota; Dinophyceae; Suessiales; Symbiodiniaceae
Source: the annotation of a GenBank genome assembly
AUGUGGACGUUUCCGCAGUAUAUUUAUUGGGCGAACAUUUGGACCCCAGUGGAACGGGUCAACUGGGCGAGCAGUCCCGAGGAAAGGAGACGGGUGGCGCACGACAGCGUGUUGAAGUUGGCGCAGAACGUACACGUCAAGGCCGAGUGGCAGCGAAGAACGGCUCUUGGGUUUUUUGAAGCCGUGGGCGAGUUGUUGUGUUGCACAACAUCAUCCUCGGUGGACACGGACGAGCUGAGGCUCUGA